Messenger RNA from Aspergillus brunneoviolaceus CBS 621.78, 1986 nucleotides. RefSeq lists its product as uncharacterized. Bases 1 to 1986 code for a protein of 661 amino acids. The transcript has a single exon. The record is from RefSeq and is a predicted model, not a curated record. Lineage: Eukaryota; Fungi; Ascomycota; Eurotiomycetes; Eurotiales; Aspergillaceae.
AUGGAGUCUCGACAGCUGGGUCUUUCGCGCACGCUGCCCAAGAAUUUUACUUUCCCGUCCACCAGCAUAGGGGAGCCGAGGACACCCGAGCGCAUACCAGCGCACCUAGAUGUCCCGCCGCCGCCGCCUCGUCAUUCCAGCUGUCGCCUUCGCCGAUCUCGUGUUCGCUCCGGAACCAACGUCUUUGCGCAAGCCGAGUAUGACCUCAGCACGACUUAUCCAAACCCCUCCGAUAUCCCUCUCCCCUCUAUCGAAUUCCCCACGCCCCAUGAUGCUUUUGUAGUCAAUGGAGGCCCGACAAUUCCGUCGCGGGAUGACCGCUUUCUAGCGCCCCCUCGGGACAAAGUAGCCCUGAAGACCCCUCCGGCUCAAAUCCGCCCGGAUCAUGACAAUCAAUCCGCCGAGCGCUGGUCUUCCGAAGAUGCUCGUACUCUUGGAGAAAGCAUUCAGCGACCUGGAUCCGCCUGUUCGCAAGCAUCGGAUUCUUCCGUCUCAUCUAUCGAAACAUUCGGGUCGCGACGCUCGGCGGGUGGAAGCUGUACGAGCAUAGAAAGCGAUUCGUACGAUCCAUUUUUCCAUCUCGAAUUACCCCCCAAGCAUGUUACCGAGACGCCAUCGAUGCGUGCUGCUCUCAAGAACAAACCCCGGGCUUUCCCAGCAAAGGAGCGCUGGACAAUCGAUAUGGAUAAUCAUCUCUGGAAUACUUAUCAGUUGUAUCUUCAGGAUCCUACAAUCACUCCCUUCAAGAUGACCCCCGGCAGUAUUCCGCCCCUGGGUGUCACUCAUCGAGUUGCACGCGACGCAAAGCGGGCCUGGGAGAAACGACGCUUUAGACUGGACAAGCAAUUUCCGUUCGCCAUACUUCAGUCACGUUCGGGCGGAGACAAAACCCCGACCCCUAAAACCGAUGCCGCAAGACCACUCUGGCCCAAGUCAGAGGCGUCAACCCGGCGAAGGCUCAAGCUCCUGUGCCGAAAGAAGUUCUGUAUCGCGCCACAUUAUCAGCGGAUGAUGCAGUCCAAGAGCCCGACACCAUUCUACGAUUUGUUCACACGGGCCUCACAAGAAGCCUCUCAGGCUGACGGCUACAGCAACAGUUCAACAGCGUAUGCAACACGCGACCUGGGCGUGUCACUUGUGGCCAACUCAGUCCAUGGACCACUCGCUCAACUCACGGCGGAAAAUUCCUCUUUGCCGGAGGAGAAUGAUGAGUGGUUCAACACCCCCAUAUCAGGGGUUGCGCAGCUAGCACCCAUAGAACCACUUGCGCGAACCCAUGCGAACGUAAAUGAGCAGGAGAGCAUACCUCGGCUCGGAUCCCCAUUUACAUACAAUACAUGGGGUCCUCAUAGCUCAAGAAAACGUUUCCAGCGCCAUACGCCCAGGAAUCGAAGGGAUACGAUCCACGUCACGGGCUCCCGGCUACGCUCCCCACCUGUGUUCCCCGCUGCUGAGCACGACGCCACUAUCGCCAGCAAUGCGCCUGCCGCAGAAACUCCUGUAGAACAAGAUACACGGAACCAGUUAGAGGAGCUUGUCCGCCAAGGAAAGCUGAACGACAUGGACCAACGUCGGAUCCGGAUCCGUAACCGCGGAGCGACAAUGAGUGCGGUGAACCCUAGGGGCAUUGAUCAGCUAUUUUCUCCCCCGUCAUCAACAUCUCGCAAUGAGGAUAGCCUCGUGGAGAAGCCUGCCAAUCCACUUCUUAAUUUGGUUGGAGACAGUAUCAAGCGCUUGGGCUCACCUUUCAAGGUUGAGGCCGCCAAACGGCCCGAACCCUCGCCUCGGUUCGUCCGACAUGCACCGUCCCUCUCCGACCCGUUCGCAAGUGGAUUGCUCCCGCAGUUCAGACCGAGCGUUUCUGGCACCCCACUUAAGGAACCAGAGAUCACCAACCCACUCCCAUUUGACCCGACGGAAGAAGGUAUAUCGGAUGCGGAACGAAUUCGCAGGCAAAUCCUCAAUAUGCCCUAUUCAAGGCGGUGA